This is a messenger RNA of Monodelphis domestica (gray short-tailed opossum), 1966 nucleotides long. RefSeq names its product ATPase H+ transporting accessory protein 1 (gene ATP6AP1). Gene Ontology annotation, cellular component: proton-transporting V-type ATPase complex. Gene Ontology annotation, molecular function: ATPase activator activity. The record is from RefSeq and is a predicted model, not a curated record. Lineage: Eukaryota; Metazoa; Chordata; Mammalia; Didelphimorphia; Didelphidae.
GAGGGGAGGUCAGGAAAUGGCCGCAUUCAUAGGAGGAGAGGACGAGGGCGGGUCCGGCCAAUGGGAGAACACGACAGGGGCGGGCUCGGCCUAGAGUGGCAAGCGACAGCAGUCACCUGAGCGGCGCUGGCCUGCGAAGGUGCUGCGCGGUCAUGGCGGCGGCGAGAUCCCGGACUGCUGAGCUUAAAGUGAUGGCCGGUGCGUCGGCGGCCCGGCCCCCGGCGUCAUCGCCAUCGUCGCCGCCGCCGCCGCCGCCGCCGCCGCAGCUGCUGCUACUGCUGCUGGCGCUGUUGCUUGCCGCCGCGGCCACCGCCGCGGAGCAGCAGGUGCCGCUGGUGCUCUGGUCGAGCUCUCGGGACUUGUGGGUCCCGCUGGAGAAUGCCCACGAAGGGCACAUCACCACGGAUGGCCAGCUGGCCUCCUACCUGGACCCGGCCCUGGAGAAGGGACCCCGAAACGUGCUGUUGUUCCUGCAGGAAAAGCUAAGCAUUGAAGACUUCACUACAUAUGGCGGUGUGUUCGGCAACAAGCAAGACAGUGCUUUCUCUAACCUGGAGAACACGCUGGACUUGGCUCCCUCUUCCUUGAUUCUGCCUUCGGUGGACUGGUAUGCAGCCAGCACCUUGACCUCUUACCUGAAGGAGAAGCUAGGAGCUAGCCCCCUCCAUGUAGACCAGGCCACCCUGAGGGAGCUGAAGCUCAAUGACAGCCUGCCUGCUCUCCUACUCCUGAGACUGCCAUACACGACCAGUUCCGGCUUGAUGGCCCCGAAAGAAGUGCUCACAGGCAAUGAUGAGAUUAUUGGGCAGGUGAUGAACACACUCAAGGCAGAAGGCGUACCCUAUACAGCCAUACUGACUGCUGUUCAGCCUUCCCGGGUGAUUCGGGACUUGUCGUCGAUGGUGUCUGGGGGUCUGGGGCGGCACCUCCUUGGAGAGAAUGAGGAUUUUAAGCCGGAGCCAUCCCCGUCCCUGCCCCUUCCACCAGUGAGCUACAAUGACACAGAGCCUCGAAUCCUCUUUUGGGCCCAGAAUUUCACGGUGACCUAUAACAAUGAGUUGAGGGACCUGACUGCACUCACCUUUGGAAACCCAGCCCUCAACCUGAGCAGCUCCAGCUGGAACAGCUCCUUUGCCCAGCUCGCCAUGACAUAUGAAAACGUCUUUGGCUCGUUCCUGACAAUCAAGCUCAUCCUGAACAAUCGCUUGUACCCCGUUUCGGCCCGGAGUUGGUUCACCAUGGACCGACUAGAAAUCCACGUCAACAACUCGGUGGUUGUCUUCAAUUCAUCCCACAUCACAGCACCCAGCAUCUAUUCCUUCCACUGCGAGUACGUCAGCACGGAACGGUCCAAGAAUAGCCUCCUGGUGGCUUUGCCCGGCUCCUCCGCCUGGCACGUGACGUUCCAGGAUUUCCAGAUUCAGGCCUUCAACCUGUCCGGUGGCAACUUCUCAUAUGCCAGCGACUGCGCCAGCUUCUUCUCCCCUGGCAUCUGGAUGGGGCUGGUCUCCUCCCUCAUCAUGCUCUUCAUCUUCACCUACGGGCUGCACAUGAUCCUCAACCUCAAGACCAUGGACCGCUUCGAUGACCACAAGGGGAGCACUCUCUCUGUGCCCCUGACCGAGUGACCCUUCCUUGGGCUCCCAGCCUCAGUAGCUAGCUAGGCCUCCCUGUACCUGCUUCCUCCCUCUCUCCAUGGAAACCAAAAGCAGACCCCAGGAGAAGGGCAGGCUCCCCUCCCCUCCCCCACGGUGUAUGUAUAAUAUAUGAAAAAGCCCCAAUUCCCCCCCCCCUAUUUAUUUCCCCAACAAGCCCUGCCCUCUGGACUAGCUACUUCGUGGGGGGUGGGGGGUGGGGGGGCCGAGCUUGGCCAACAUGGUCGUGUCCUUGUGUUGUGGUGGUCGCUUCUUAUGUCUUCGUGUCUUGCUCUUUGGCUGUGAUGAGAAAUAAAAUGGGAUGAGGCUUC